Messenger RNA from Sorex fumeus (smoky shrew), 6388 nucleotides. It is a transcript of the gene KDM5B, whose product is annotated as lysine demethylase 5B. The record is from RefSeq and is a predicted model, not a curated record. The coding region runs from base 142 to 4755 and encodes 1537 amino acids. The transcript is spliced from 27 exons. Gene Ontology annotation, biological process: chromatin remodeling. Gene Ontology annotation, cellular component: nucleus. Lineage: Eukaryota; Metazoa; Chordata; Mammalia; Eulipotyphla; Soricidae. Gene Ontology annotation, molecular function: DNA binding; histone demethylase activity.
GGCCCGCGACCAGACGUCGGCGCCGGGAGCCCGGAGAGCCCGAGGUGCUGCCGUUGCCGGCCCCGGUGGCACUCGCCGUCGCCCGCGCCGCGUCCCGCACCAGGCCCGGGGCCGAGCGCAGCCCCCCGCCGCCCCGCGGGGAUGGAGCCGGCCGCCGCGCUGCCCCUGGGGGGCCCGGGCCCGCUGGGCGAGUUCCUGCCGCCGCCCGAGUGCCCGGUCUUCGAGCCCAGCUGGGAGGAGUUCGCCGACCCCUUCGCCUUCAUCCACAAGAUCCGCCCCAUCGCCGAGCAGACGGGGAUCUGCAAGGUGCGGCCGCCGCCGGAUUGGCAGCCACCAUUUGCAUGUGAUGUCGAUAAACUUCAUUUUACUCCACGUAUCCAGAGGCUGAAUGAAUUGGAGGCUCAAACGCGUGUAAAAUUAAAUUUCUUGGACCAGAUUGCGAAGUAUUGGGAGUUGCAGGGAAGUACACUGAAAAUUCCACAUGUGGAGAGGAAAAUUUUGGACUUGUUUCAGCUCAAUAAGUUAGUUGCAGAAGAAGGCGGGUUUGCAGUUGUCUGCAAGGAUAGAAAAUGGACCAAAAUUGCCACCAAGAUGGGCUUUGCCCCUGGCAAAGCUGUGGGCUCACAUAUCAGAGGGCAUUACGAGAGAAUCCUCAAUCCCUACAACCUAUUUUUGUCUGGAGACAGUCUAAGAUGUCUGCAGAAGCCAAACCUGACCACAGACACCAAGGACAAGGAGUACAAGCCCCAUGAUAUUCCCCAGAGGCAGUCUGUGCAGCCCUCGGAGAUGUGCCCCCCAGCCCGGAGAGCGAAGCGCAUGAGAGCAGAGGCUACGAAUAUUAAAAUUGAACCGGAAGAGACAUCAGAGGCAAGAACUCAUAACCUAAGACGUCGAACAGGCUGUCCGGCUCCGAAAUGUGAGAAUGAGAAAGAAGUGAAGAGCAGCAUCAAGCAAGAACCUAUUGAGAAGAAAGACUAUAUUGUAGAAAAUGAAAAGGAAAAACCCAAGAGCCGGUCGAAGAAAGCCACCAAUGCUGUCGACCUGUAUGUGUGCCUCUUGUGUGGCAGUGGCAACGACGAGGACCGCCUUCUCCUGUGUGAUGGCUGCGAUGACAGCUACCACACUUUCUGCCUGAUCCCCCCUCUCCAUGAUGUUCCCAAGGGAGACUGGAGGUGUCCGAAGUGUUUGGCUCAGGAGUGUAGUAAGCCACAAGAAGCAUUCGGCUUUGAACAAGCGGCCAGGGACUAUACUCUUCGUACUUUUGGGGAAAUGGCAGAUGCAUUCAAAUCGGAUUACUUCAACAUGCCAGUCCAUAUGGUACCCACAGAACUGGUUGAGAAGGAAUUUUGGCGGCUGGUAAGCACCAUCGAAGAGGAUGUCACCGUGGAGUAUGGAGCAGAUAUUGCCUCAAAAGAAUUUGGCAGUGGCUUCCCUGUCCGAGAUGGAAAACUCAAACUUUCUCCUGAGGAAGAGGAGUACCUGGACAGUGGCUGGAACCUGAACAACAUGCCGGUGAUGGAGCAGUCUGUUCUCGCCCACAUCACUGCGGACAUCUGCGGCAUGAAGCUCCCAUGGCUGUAUGUGGGCAUGUGCUUCUCCUCAUUCUGCUGGCACAUUGAAGACCACUGGAGCUAUUCGAUUAACUAUUUGCACUGGGGUGAGCCAAAAACCUGGUAUGGAGUCCCAGGAUAUGCUGCCGAACACUUAGAAAAUGUCAUGAAGAAAUUAGCUCCGGAGCUCUUUGUUUCUCAGCCCGAUCUCCUCCAUCAGCUCGUCACCAUCAUGAACCCCAAUACCCUGAUGACCCACGAAGUGCCUGUUUACCGAACGAAUCAGUGUGCUGGAGAGUUCGUGAUCACGUUCCCGAGAGCCUACCAUAGUGGUUUUAACCAGGGCUUCAAUUUCGCUGAGGCUGUUAACUUCUGUACUGUUGAUUGGCUGCCACUAGGCCGUCAGUGCGUGGAGCAUUAUCGCUUACUUCACCGCUAUUGUGUAUUUUCCCACGAUGAGAUGAUUUGCAAGAUGGCUUCCAAAGCUGAUGUUCUGGAUGUUGUAGUUGCUUCGACUGUCCAGAAAGACAUGGCGAUUAUGAUUGAGGACGAAAAGGCUUUAAGAGAAACUGUCCGUAAAUUGGGAGUAAUUGAUUCGGAGAGAAUGGAUUUUGAGUUGCUACCAGAUGAUGAGCGUCAGUGUAUCAAAUGCAAGACUACAUGCUUCAUGUCCGCAAUUGCCUGUUCCUGCAAGCCUGGAGUGCUGGUGUGUCUGCAUCACGUGAAGGAACUGUGCUCCUGUGCUCCGUAUCAGUAUAAGCUGCGGUACCGCUACACUCUGGACGACCUCUACCCCAUGAUGAAUGCGCUGAAACUGAGGGCCGAGUCCUACAACGAAUGGGCCUUGAAUGUGAAUGACGCUUUGGAAGCGAAAAUCAACAAAAAGAAAAGCCUUGUCAGUUUUAAAGCUUUAAUUGAAGAAUCUGAAAUGAAGAAAUUCCCAGACAAUGACCUUUUACGUCACCUUCGCUUGGUCACACAAGACGCAGAGAAAUGCGCCUCCGUUGCACAGCAGUUGCUUAAUGGCAAACGGCAAACUAGGUACCGAUCUGGUGGAGGGAAAUCCCAAAACCAGUUGACAGUGAAUGAGCUCCGGCAGUUCGUGACACAGCUCUAUGCGCUUCCCUGCGUCCUCAGCCAGACGCCCUUGCUGAAGGAUCUCUUGAACCGCGUGGAAGAUUUCCAGCAGCACAGCCAGCAGUUGCUCUCCGAGGAGAUGCCCAGUGCCGCUGAGCUGCAGGACCUGCUUGAUGUCAGCUUUGACUUUGACGUUGAGCUGCCCCAGCUGGCCGAGAUGCGCACCCGGCUCGAGCAGGCGCGCUGGCUCGAAGAGGUGCGGCAGGCCUGCCUGGACCCUGCCUCCCUGACCCUAGAUGAUAUGAGACGCCUCAUAGACCUAGGGGUGGGUCUGGCCCCUUACUCGGCAGUGGAGAAGGCCAUGGCCCGUCUGCAGGAGCUGCUCACGGUGUCAGAGCACUGGGAUGACAAAGCCAAGAGUCUUCUCAAGGCCAGACCACGGCACUCUUUGAACAGCCUUGCCACUGCAGUGAAGGAGAUUGAGGAAAUCCCUGCAUAUCUCCCUAGUGGCGUGGCUCUCCGAGACUCCGUGCAGAAAGCCAAAGACUGGCUGCAGGAUGUCGAGGCCCUGCAGGUCGGAGGACGUGUACCAGUAUUGGACACACUUCUUGAACUUGUCACCCGAGGUCGAGCUAUCCCGGUACAUCUGGAUUCUCUGCCAAGGCUGGAGUUGCUAGUAGCUGAGGUUCAGGCGUGGAAAGAAUGUGCUGCUAACACAUUCUUGACUGAGAAUUCUUCAUAUUCUCUCUUAGAGGUUCUGUGCCCUCGAUGUGAUAUUGGCCUUUCGGGAUUGAAAAGAAAGCAGAGAAAGGCAAAGGAGGCUGUGCCGAGUGGGAAGAAGAAAAGCACCAGAUUAGAGAGUCUGAGUGACUUGGAGCGAGCGUUGACGGAAAGUCCAGAGACAGCCUCUGCUAUGGCAACUCUUGGGGAAGCUCGCCUCAGAGAAAUGGAAGCCUUGCAGUCCCUCAGACUAGCCAACGAAGGGAAAGUGCUGUCGCCUGCUCCAGGCGCGGACCUGAAAGUCUGCCUCUGCCAGAAGGCCCCGGCUGCCCCCAUGCUCCAGUGUGAACUCUGCAGGGAUGCGUUCCACACGAGCUGUGUGGCGGUGCCCAGCGUGACACAAGACCUGCAAGUGUGGCUUUGUCCUCAUUGUCGGAGGUCAGAGAAGCCCCCGCUGGAGAAGAUCCUGCCCCUGCUGGCCUCCCUGCAGCGCAUUCGCGUCCGCCUUCCCGAGGGAGACGCGCUGCGGUAUCUGAUCGAGAGGACCGUGAGCUGGCAGCACAGAGCCCAGCAGCUGCUCUCCUCGGGGAACCUCAAGUGCGUGCACGACGGCGUGGGCUCAGGACCGCUGUCCAGCCGGGGGCAGGCCUCAGCGGCUCCUGGGCCAGAGGACGCCAAGGUCUCUCAACCUACUGGCACAUCAUCCUCUGCUUUGCCUGAUGAUCGGGACAACAGAACCUCAUAUUCACACUCUCCCUUCUCUACUGUGCGGAGUCGUAUCCCUCUCCAUGGUAUCAGCCCAGAAGUGAAUGAGCUGUUGAUGGAAGCCCAGCUGCUCCAGGUAUCCCUUCCUGAAAUUCAGGAACUUUACCAGACUUUACUUGCAAAGCCAAGCCCUGCUCAGCAAACUGACCGGAGCUCCCCCGUUAGACCCAGCACUGAGAAGAAUGAUUGCUGCCGCGGGAAGCGUGAUGGUGGAAUCAACAGUCUUGAGAGAAAAGCGAAGAGACGCCUGGAAAGAGAGGGCCUCUCCAGUGAGCGGUGGGACCGAGCCCAGAAAAUGCGGAACCCCCAAAAGAAGAAAAUUAAACUGAGCCACCCAAAGGACAUGAACAAUUUCAAGUUAGAGAGAGAGCGUAGCUAUGAGUCAGCUCGUUGCGCUGAAACUCAUUCCCUGCCCUCAGAUACAUCCUAUUCUGAACAGGAGGAGUCUGAGGACGAAGAUGCCAUCUGCCCAGCUGUGAGCUGCCUGCAGCCAGAAGGAGAUGAGGUGGACUGGGUCCAGUGUGAUGGCAGCUGCAAUCAGUGGUUUCAUCAGGUCUGUGUUGGUGUUUCUCCAGAGAUGGCAGAGAAAGAAGACUACAUCUGUGUGCGCUGCACUGUGAAGGACGCACCAAGCCGGAAAUAGACACACUGCACACACACGAGCACACACAGACACACAGACACACAGACACACAGACACACACACACACACACACACACACACACACACACACCCUUACCUAAUGUAAUUCAGGACUCCAACCAAGAAGAUUUCUUCAAUUUCUCAGCAAAACUACAGGACUGGCUUUUAAUCCAGCCUGUAAAAGGUGCUAUUUCUACUCCUUAUGGGAUCAUUUUUCCAGAACUCUUUGAAAAAAAGAAAAAACAACUAAAAAAAUUUUUUGACACUUUUUGUAUUUUUUUCCUUAAGAGCUGUUUGUGGUUGUUGAGGUUUGAAAUGCUGACUGUUUUUUGCAGGGGUUUCCACCAAUUUGGAAGGCAUUGGAGCGUGCACCUUCUCGUGGAUAGCAUUAAAAUCUGACCUCUAACUGGGAUUUACCGGCAUAAGAGUUCAACUCAAUUUCAGUGCCCAGAAGGGCACCAGAAAUUCCAGUAAAUCCUCAUUCGAGGAACUUCUCUCUUGUUUACUCUGUUACCAUAUUGGGGAACUUACUUUUUUCAUUUUGGGGUUUUUGUUUCCUUAUCCGCUUUUCUUUUUCCUGGUAGACUAGGUUUAUUUAUCUAAGCAAUAACUUCUAUGUUGGUUUCAGUGGCUGGAAUUAAAGCAAACAAAACAAACUUCCGAACAGUGUGUUGGUGCUUUAGCAUUUGGUCUGAUGUGCAGAAGGCGACUGUCUAGUCCCUCGAGUCACGGAGGAGCUCGUGACGCGGAGCCGUGCGGCUGCUCCGUCAGCGGCCGCCCCGCUGUGACCCCUGUGGCUCCCCGCUGCCUCCCUGCCCCGCCCUCCCCUUCCUGGUUUUUUUGGUAGCUUGUAUGCAAUGUUGCCAUUUAUAUUGUGGAAUAAAUCCUUGGUCCUAAUAGAACACUAAGCGCUGGUUAUUUUAGAGGCAUCAUGCUCCUGCUGCUUCUGCCCCUCAUCCUGUGGGCUCCGAGGAGCCAGAGGGGAACGCUUGCUUUUGCUUCUGCCCGCCUAGGCUGCGGUAGCCGUGGUUGUCAGCCUGCACACGUUAGGGGAUUCUUUUGUCUCCUGCUCCAGUCCCCGUUAGUGAACGGCGCCUCCGCCAUGCCCUGCGCAUCCCCAUCUUCUGCGGAUAUGGAGCCUGUCUCUAAAGCCAUGCUGUCUUCAUAAGCUUCCUCAGAAUAUAGGCAAGUGAUUCCCAUCUUCAAAUCAGCCCUCUUUGGAAAAGAAUAUCCUCGUUAGGUUGGGAUUGGCAGGGAAUCUGGCCUAGGGGUGUGGUGUGCAAAGGAAAACUUGGGCACACCAGCUUCUGCCUUCCCAUCUUCCUCCCCUCUUUCUCGCUCUGGUUGUCAUUCCUGGUGGUGGACCGUCCCCAGCUUUUCCUCCUCUUUUCAAGGACCCUCUUCUGCAGUGGAGAAGACAUUCUGGUGAACAGAUUCUUGCUUGCUUUAUCCUAUUUUGUUGCUAAUAGUUGUUUUCCCCACACUCUAUAGCCAUAAGCCUACAGAUGGGUAGAACUAGUGGGUCUCUAAUAAAACAACAACAACAACAAAACAGCAGUUUGUGAUGUAGCAGAGAUUUAAAUGUAUUAUCCCCUUUUCUGCAAUUAAAAUAAUUAAAUCUCUUUAAGAAUGA